This is a messenger RNA of Stylophora pistillata, 2128 nucleotides long. RefSeq lists its product as uncharacterized. Gene Ontology annotation, molecular function: carbon-carbon lyase activity. NCBI's taxonomy places the organism in Eukaryota, Metazoa, Cnidaria, Anthozoa, Scleractinia, Pocilloporidae. Gene Ontology annotation, biological process: aromatic amino acid metabolic process. The record is from RefSeq and is a predicted model, not a curated record.
CUGAGCACUCAACUUCAAAGACGCACUUACCGCCGUACUUUUGUUAGUGUUUUUUAAAUGAUGUAAGUAACACGUAUUCGAUAGUUUAUGGGCAGAUACGCUACAAAGUAAGUUUUGUGUAAUCCUGAACCUCCUUGAGAGAAGGUCUUGAAGAAGCUAUUAGUACAGCAGAAAGUGGUGACGAGUUUCUGUUCCUCAGGCAAAGACAGGAGUCUAGGAACGAGGUUGCGAAUACUAAAGGAUUUAGAAGAAAUCAUCAUUAAUGAAGUCCUCAGAGCACAGAUUUCAAACGUUCUUCGAGCCAUUCCGUAUCAAAUCAGUUGAGAAGAUACAACAUACCACAAGAGCUCAGCGAAUUCAGCGUCUAGAAGAGGCAAAUUUUAAUCCCUUCAUGUUGAAUUCUGAAGACAUCAUUAUCGAUCUGUUGACAGAUUCUGGCACCGGGGCCAUGAGUUCUGACCAGUGGGCCGCUAUCAUGAAAGGUGACGAGUCUUAUGCAGGCUCACCAAGCUACAGGAAGUUUGAAGCAGUAGUGAAAGAAAUCUUCGGCUUCCGUCACGUGAUCCCUACGCACCAGGGCCGCGCUGCCGAGAGGAUCUUAUUCCAGUGCAGUCUCAAGGAAGGGGAUGUGGUCCCAAACAACGCUCACUUCGAUACAACUCAGGCCAACGUGGAGAAACGGGGAGCUAAAGCUAUAGAUUUGCCAGUUUCUGAAGCCUUGAAUCCAGAGGUAUGUACUCCGUUCGGUGGCAACAUGGACAUCAAAAAAUUGACAGAGUUGCUGUCGAAUGGGCUAAAAGAGCAUGUUACGUUGGUGAUGAUAACAGUAACUAACAAUGCCACUGGUGGAAUGCCCGUCAGUAUGGAGAAUAUUAGAAUGGUUUCCAAGAUUUGCCGCUCUCGCGGAGUCCCCUUCUUUCUCGACGCAUGCCGUUUUGCCGAAAAUGCUUGCUUCAUCAAAAUGUUUGAGAAAGGGUAUACGCAUCGCACGCCGUUUGAAAUCGCUCGCGAGAUGUUUUCUUACGCCGAUGGCUGUACCAUGUCUGCCAAGAAAGAUGGCCUCGUGAAUAUUGGGGGAUUUCUGGCCAUGAAUGACGGGCAACUCGCCGAUAAAUGCCGCCAGGAAUUGAUGAUAUCCGAGGGGUUUCUCACUUAUGGCGGGCUCGCUGGAAGAGAUCUCGAGGCGAUGGCUGUUGGGUUGCGCGAGAGCCUAGAGGAAGAAUAUCUUCAAUAUCGAGUUGGAUUUGUCAAAAUGCUGGCAGAUUUGCUGAAGGAACAUCAUAUCCCCGUGUUAAUGCCACCAGGUGGACAUGCAGUCUACAUCGACGCAGCAGCUAUGUUACCGCAUAUUCCUAGAGAGCAGUUCCCAGCUUGGGCUUUGGGUUGCGCUUUAUAUGUUGAAGGUGGUAUUCGUUGUGGUGAGCUGGGCGGUGUAAUGUUCGGUAGAGAUGAUAAAGGCUUGGAAAACGGUCACGAACUAGAAGAUGGAAAGAGGGAACUUCUUCGCCUUGCAAUUCCACGCAGGACAUAUACUGAGUCACACAUGAGGUAUACCGCUGAAGUAUUGGAGUACGUUAACAGACAUAAAAACGAAGUCGGCGGUUAUAGAAUCACGUGGGCUCCUGCUGUAUUACGUCAUUUCAGUGCUCAUCUUGAACCUAUUUUCCCGCCAAACCAGGAACAUGAGAACGGCUUUGGAAUCGAGGGAAGAUAAUUGCUUGGAAUUCGCGUUAUGUGAAUGACCAUUUCCUGUAUUGCGAGAAGAAUGCUCGUAAACUCACUGACUAUUGUGAAAUAUAUCCAAUGUAGAAUUAAUCUUUUCUGUUGAGGCACGUAGUAUACUUAUUUUAUUACUAUCCCAAAAGCUUUUGUGAAAACUUAAAAGCAAGGGUUUGUCAUACACAAGAUUCAAAUAAACUUAAAACCCGGAAUUGAAGUCUAAUUCCUUCUUACCGGAAAGUCAUGAUAGUUCAAUAAUUUUUCCAUGGCUCUUUCCGGCCGCUUGUUGAAUUUUGCAAUAUUCUUAUUUUAGGUGCGUCGAAAUUCGUUUUAUUCUGUACAUAUGAGUGGCAAUACUCUGAGAACAGCCUUUGUAAGAAAAACUUGACUGAAUAAACGAUACAGUUUA